AUGACGGAGCGAACAGGAGAGGCUCGUGCUCCCCUUUCCGCGCACCCUGUGGUCACCCCCUCGACGCCGUCAGCAAAUACGUCACAUGAGGCGUUACAGCAGCAGGACUGGAGCCCCGUUGUGGAGCGCGACAAUGGGCCGUUACCCCGGGCCACGGAAGAUGGUGAUGACGAGAGACUCGGAAGCACAGUGGACAGUAUUGGGGUUUUCUUUAAGGCAGACGAUGAAUCUCCAAUGGCUUUCGUACGGGUUUCUUCAAACACCAUGGACGCAGUUGCCGUAUCGCAUGAUGAGGGAACGCAGAUGUUUGGAUUGGAGUCGAGACAGCAACAGCUGGGAUGUGUUAUUGAGCAGGAUGCGUUCUACUUGGAGCAGCCGCGUGCUGGCGGUGUGCGAACACCUGCGGCCGGUAGCGGCCUGCAGUCAGGGACCCCAGAGACGCCAAGAAGUCGUCGCCAUUCAGGCAUGGAAAGUUCACAAUUACACCGGCAAUCGAAUGUUCGAAUGUGGAAUCGCAGCAAGGACAAUCCAGCGGGCGUCGAUCACUCCACACAAACAGCGGAGUCAUACCUGCAAAGCCGCGUGAAUCCGUACAUGGUUGCCCACCACCGGCCUAGCAGUUCUGUCGGAGGCCGCAGCUGCGGCUCCAGGUCGCCGCAGAUGUGGCGUGGUGAGACCAUUGAAGAGUCCCUUACGCCGUACCGAAGUCCGUCUCAGACGCCUGGGCUCGGUAAUCUAUGGCGCACGUCGUGUGACUCUGGUGUCGUGGGCCAUAGCAACUUGAGUUCGCGUUGCUCGAGUGCUCUCCCCAUGGUGAGCCGCAGGGUGAGUGGGGCAGUCGGCAGCUCAAAGUUGGCGGACGCCGCAGUCGCAAGCUCCGGUGAAGGGCACCCCUCACCAGCGGCGGCGGUGGCAGCUACCCAGUCAUUGGUGGGCGACUCUCAUCCCGUCUCAAUCGGAACAAGGCCAUAUGGUGAGCAUGGAGUCACAAAAAAGAGCCUUCUUGACAAAAUGGAGGGUUUAGAACGUCGGAUGCAGGUUACGGAGAAGAGACUAGUCCAGGUGGUAGAAAAGUUUGAGACGUGCUUUGCUCAACUCGAGUCUUGUGUAGGGGACCUUCAGCGACAGAUGACACAUAUGAUGGCGAGGAUUGAGCCAUCGUUGCCGCAAAGCGACUCGAGGGCUGAGACACGAGAACCAUCGCGAGCAAUGGACCUUUGA
Trypanosoma grayi is the source of this 1221-nucleotide messenger RNA. RefSeq lists its product as hypothetical. Lineage: Eukaryota; Euglenozoa; Kinetoplastea; Trypanosomatida; Trypanosomatidae. Bases 1 to 1221 code for a protein of 406 amino acids. The transcript has a single exon. The record is from RefSeq and is a predicted model, not a curated record.